Molecule: messenger RNA, 987 nt
Organism: Lichtheimia ornata
Lineage: Eukaryota; Fungi; Mucoromycota; Mucoromycetes; Mucorales; Lichtheimiaceae
Exons: 2
Coding region: 1-987 (328 amino acids)
Source: RefSeq, a predicted model, not a curated record
AUGGCCACGGAGCGGUCUCUUCGAUCUUGGACAACGUCUGAUCAGCCAGAUGGUGGGACGAGCGGCGACGAUGCCAUUUUGAAUUGGCUCCAAGAGCCUGGGAAUGCUGCUCGUUUUAUUCGUUACUGGAAUGGCAAUAUCAAGGCCGAGAGAAUGAUGGACUUCAUUGCAGACAUUCGUAGCUAUGUCAACAGGACAAGCAGUCCGGCACGUAGUUCUGAAGCUACAUAUAAGCGUAUUCAAAGGUGGAACCAGCUACUGAAACUAGGGCAACGUAUGCAGCAAGAAGGAGCUACUGAGGAUGACAUCGUCGAGGUUUUUCCAAAUUAUCAUGGUUUCGUCGCCUGUUUAAAGCGAGGGAUGAUGGAGAUACGAGAUCAAGAGGGAAAGCAAGCAACAGCAAGAACACCAAGUAAUGAGGAUACUGGUCAACAACAACAGCGACAUAAUCCACUAAAGUCCCCUCCUCUACAACGAGCAUCAUCAGCCAUGUCGAUUUCGUCGGACGAUUCACCAACGACAACUACAUCGAUUUCUUCUGGUGAUCCAACAUUCUCCAUCACUGAAUCAUCAUCCACUCGCCUUCAUAACCAAGAAGGUGAAUGUGUCCCAAAAACCACCUCGCCAUCAUCGUCUCCACAUUCUGCACCUACGACAUCAUCGAGACCACCUCGACAAGAAAUGGAUCACAGAAAUGAACAACGUCAACAGGAUGACGAUCACAACGAUUCCAUGAAAUCAUUGUCAGAGAUGCAAAGGGUUAUUAAGCUGCUGCGUCGAAAAAGUCGGCGUAUGCAUCAUAUGAUGAAAACAAUCCAAUUGGCGGAAAAAAGAAGGCUGUAUGUCGAGGAAAGAAAGUAUCGUUCUAGCAGAGUGGCAGAAAUGCAAACACAGAUUGAAUUGAUCCAAGUUAUGAAAAAGGCAGGGUUUUCAAGACGAGACAUUCUAUCUGCUAUCCACAAGCAAUCUCAACCCAGCAAUGAUUGA